This is a messenger RNA of Acyrthosiphon pisum (pea aphid), 639 nucleotides long. RefSeq lists its product as uncharacterized. The transcript has 3 exons. The record is from RefSeq and is a predicted model, not a curated record. NCBI's taxonomy places the organism in Eukaryota, Metazoa, Arthropoda, Insecta, Hemiptera, Aphididae. Bases 1 to 639 code for a protein of 212 amino acids.
AUGAAUAUUAAAAGACAACAUCAAUGUAAUGAAUGGCAUUUGGAGCGAAGAAAAAGACUCACUGCUUCAGUGUUUGGUAAAUUAUGUAAAAUGCGCCAAACCACGUCACGCGAAAAGGUAAUAAAAGAAAUGUUGUAUGGGACUUUUAGUGGUAAUGUUGCUACGCGAUAUGGAAUUGCACACGAAGAUAUGGCUAAAGAAGAGUUGGAGAAAAUAAUUGGAAAAAAAAUUGAAAGUGCAGGUUUAUUUGUAGAUGCAAAUUUACAAUUUUUAGCGGCGUCUCCCGAUGGACUAAUAGACAAUGAUAGUCUUGUCGAAAUUAAAUGUCCAGCGUCUGCUAAGAGUUUUACUCCAGAAGAAGGAAUUUUAAUGAAAAAAAUAAAAAGUUGCACUAUUGAAAACGGUCAACUACAUCUAAAAAGAAAUGAUAGUUACUUUUAUCAAGUCCAGGGUCAACUGCACAUAACACGCAAAAUGUUUUGUUAUUUUUGUAUCUGGACACCUAAAGGUUUGAUGUAUGAAAAAAUUGAAAAAGACGAUGAUUUCUGGGAUAAAAAUAUGAAGUCUCAACUAACAACGUUUUUUACAGAAUACUUUUUAUCCGAAGUUUUAAAAGACAGUUUAAUAUUGAAUGAAUAA